AUGUACCUGAAGCUGCUGUUCUGCCUGCACUUUUUGGUACUUCUCACAAUGUGGGUGAAAGUCGGCGGUGAGCUGCUGGUCGACGAACUGCGCCUCGAAUGGACCUUCUAUCGGUCGCUGAAGCUGCCCAACGCCUAUCCAUGGGAAUACGUCUGGUGCUUCUCGUUCAUUCCAACAAAUUUAUUGCGUUAUCACUAUUACGGGCAAUUCAUACUGGGCAUUUUGCCCUGUGCCAUCGGACUUGGUGGACAGUUCCCGGAGCUGAUUGACUAUUUGCGUGAUAUGAAGAACAGCCAGUCGCCAACAUUCCGAGGCACUUUUCCAAUGGUCAUCAUUUGGUACAUAUUCUUUGUUAUUGCAUUACAGAUUCAUAUUUUUGCAAUGUAUUUUUCAUAUAAUUUGGUCGCAGCUUGGCAACCGCCCAAAAAAAAGGAAUGA
Messenger RNA from Gongylonema pulchrum, 438 nucleotides. The record is from the annotation of a GenBank genome assembly. Lineage: Eukaryota; Metazoa; Nematoda; Chromadorea; Rhabditida; Gongylonematidae.